AACGCGCAAAGCGCCACGUUGUAGUGUCUGUAGACCGGAAAAGUGAAAGCCAGCAAAAGUGGGACUCCGAGGCGUCGCCGAGUCUUCGUGUUGAGCGGGCGUCGGAAAGUAGGCAACAUUUGCUGCCUGUCCACGAAAAUGCUGCAUGUUUGCUGGCGGGACUAUUGAAUUCAUCAGACAAAGCACAUCGUUUUCCUCCCCCAAAAUCUUUCCAGCGCUGCAAUAUGGCUGCUGAUGGUUUUGUUUAUCGCUGGCUUUUGUUCGGAACCACCAUUGUUCUGCUCGCUGAAGCCGCCCAAAGGCACACCGCAUCCGAUAAUCCCUCGACGUACAACAUUGGCGGCGUAUUGAGCAAUUCCGACAGCGAGGAGCACUUUAGUACAACAAUAAAGCACCUCAACUUUGAUCAGCAGUAUGUGCCGCGCAAGGUCACAUACUACGACAAGACCAUUCGCAUGGACAAGAAUCCCAUCAAGACGGUUUUUAAUGUCUGCGACAAGCUCAUCGAGAAUCGGGUCUACGCCGUAGUCGUUUCGCAUGAGCAAACCUCAGGUGAUUUGUCCCCGGCGGCCGUGAGUUAUACGAGCGGUUUCUAUUCAAUUCCCGUCAUUGGCAUAUCCUCGCGGGACGCGGCCUUCUCCGACAAGAACAUCCAUGUCUCCUUCCUGCGAACGGUGCCGCCUUAUUACCACCAGGCCGACGUCUGGCUGGAGAUGCUGAGCCACUUCAGUUACACGAAGGUAAUCAUCAUCCACAGCUCCGACACGGACGGCAGGGCCAUUCUGGGCCGCUUCCAGACCACAUCCCAGACCUACUACGACGACGUCGAUGUGCGUGCCACCGUGGAGCUGAUUGUCGAAUUCGAGCCCAAACUGGAGAGCUUCACCGAGCACCUCAUCGACAUGAAGACGGCCCAAUCGAGAGUCUACCUGAUGUACGCCAGCACGGAGGAUGCCCAGGUUAUCUUCCGGGAUGCCGGGGAGUACAACAUGACCGGAGAGGGGCAUGUGUGGAUUGUGACGGAGCAGGCUCUGUUUGCCAACAAUACGCCGGACGGAGUGCUGGGCCUCCAACUGGAGCACGCCCACAGCGACAAGGGACACAUUAGGGACAGUGUCUACGUCCUAGCCUCGGCCAUCAAAGAGAUGAUUUCCAACGAGACCAUUGCCGAGGCACCGAAGGACUGUGGCGAUUCCGCCGUGAAUUGGGAGUCGGGCAAGCGUCUGUUCCAGUACCUGAAGAACCGAAACAUUACGGGGGAAACGGGUCAGGUGGCGUUCGAUGACAACGGAGAUCGCAUUUAUGCCGGCUACGACGUAAUCAAUAUCCGGGAGCAGCAGAAACAGCAUGUUGUGGGAAAGUUCAGUUACGACAGUGAGCGUGCCAAAAUGCGGAUGAGAAUUAACGACAGUGAGAUUAUCUGGCCGGGAAAGCAGCGUCGGAAGCCAGAAGGCAUCAUGAUUCCCACCCACCUGAAAGUGCUCACCAUCGAGGAGAAACCCUUUGUCUAUGUCCGGCGAAUGGGCGAUGAUGAGUUCCGGUGCGAGCCAGACGAACGUCCUUGCCCACUAUUUAAUGCCUCCGAUGGAACAGCCAACGAAUUUUGCUGCCGGGGUUACUGCAUUGACCUACUGAUCGAGUUAUCCAAGCGGAUUAACUUCACCUAUGACCUGGCCUUGUCGCCGGAUGGACAGUUCGGGCAUUAUAUCCUACGGAACAAUACGGGGGCCAUGACCUUGCGCAAGGAGUGGACGGGCCUCAUUGGAGAGCUGGUCAACGAACGUGCCGACAUGAUCGUUGCACCACUAACCAUCAAUCCGGAGCGUGCCGAGUAUAUCGAAUUCUCGAAACCAUUCAAAUACCAAGGCAUUACAAUACUCGAGAAGAAACCGUCACGAUCGAGUACUCUCGUGUCUUUCUUGCAGCCGUUUAGUAACACGCUAUGGAUCUUGGUAAUGGUGUCGGUCCAUGUUGUGGCGCUCGUGCUCUAUCUCUUGGAUAGAUUCUCGCCCUUCGGACGCUUCAAGCUCUCGCACUCGGACAGCAACGAGGAGAAGGCCCUGAAUCUCAGCUCCGCGGUGUGGUUCGCCUGGGGAGUGCUCCUAAACAGCGGAAUCGGGGAGGGCACACCACGCAGCUUCUCCGCCCGGGUCCUGGGCAUGGUCUGGGCCGGAUUUGCAAUGAUCAUUGUCGCCUCGUACACUGCCAACCUGGCUGCCUUCCUCGUGCUGGAGCGGCCCAAGACGAAGCUGAGCGGAAUCAAUGAUGCCCGUCUGAGGAACACCAUGGAGAACCUGACUUGCGCCACCGUGAAGGGCUCCUCGGUGGACAUGUACUUCCGCCGGCAGGUGGAGCUAUCGAACAUGUACCGCACCAUGGAGGCGAACAACUAUGCCACCGCCGAGCAGGCCAUCCAGGACGUGAAGAAGGGUAAGCUGAUGGCCUUUAUCUGGGAUUCCUCCCGACUGGAAUACGAAGCCUCCAAGGAUUGCGAGUUGGUCACUGCCGGAGAACUAUUUGGUCGGAGUGGUUAUGGAAUCGGUUUGCAAAAGGGUUCACCCUGGACCGAUGCAGUAACACUCGCCAUUCUUGAGUUUCACGAAAGUGGAUUCAUGGAAAAGCUGGACAAGCAAUGGAUCUUCCAUGGGCAUGUUCAGCAGAAUUGCGAACUUUUUGAAAAGACACCCAAUACCCUGGGAUUGAAGAACAUGGCGGGGGUGUUUAUACUGGUGGGCGUGGGCAUUGCCGGAGGCGUAGGUCUGAUCAUCAUCGAGGUCAUCUACAAGAAGCACCAGGUGAAGAAGCAGAAACGCCUUGACAUAGCCCGACAUGCGGCAGACAAGUGGCGUGGCACCAUAGAGAAACGGAAGACCAUACGUGCUUCCCUGGCGAUGCAGCGCCAGUACAAUGUGGGCCUGAACGCCACCCACGUCCCGGGCACCAUUAGCCUGGCAGUGGACAAGCGGAGGUAUCCCCGCCUCGGCCAGAGACUGGGCCCGGAGCGGGCUUGGCCCGGAGACGCCGCAGACGUGCUGCGCAUCCGACGACCAUACGAGCUGGGGAAACCCGGCCAAAGUCCAAAGGUCAUGGGAGCCAAUCAGCCGACAAUGCCCAUGCCCAUGCUGGGCAAGACCAGGCCCCAACAAAACAUGCUGCCACCCCGAUACUCACCUGGAUACACCAGCGACGUGUCGCACCUGGUCGUUUAAGUUAACAUUUUGCCAAAGCAGUUAGACUAUAGAGGGAACUAUUAUCAUUGCUCAAAACAUUGGGAAUUGCUAGCCAGGGAAAAGGAUUACCUGUUUGUUAUCGCCGGAAGGGUUGGCCAGGACCAGAUGCAGGAUUUUCAGAUUUUAUUUCCAUCAUUAAGCGUUUUGAAUUGGCCGUUCGUCCUGGUCCCGUGCCCGCAAUAAUCUGUUUUAUCAGAAUCUAGGUGUAAUGCAAAAUUUUUGAAUAACUUAUUAAGUUUGUGUAGUUUUUAUACAUUUGUUGAAGGGAUUCAGGAAGCAACUUCAUUUAUCGUUGGUUUUCAUUUAUUGCUUUCAAUGUGCUUACUAUUGUUCUAGAAUACUUAUACGCUUUAGCUUAUUACCGAAAAUUAAAAGAGUUUCUAUCAAGCCUAAACUAUCCAAUCCGAUCGUUUUCCAAACAAAAUAUAAAAUGUUCAUCUCGUAAACAAGUGACCAGAUACAUUAAGAGAGCCUGUGGCCAAGCUUUAAUCUUAAAAUUACAGAAUUCACUCGAAUAUAAAACCCACCACCCAUUCUUACAAGUUGUUCUCUAAAGGAUACUCUUCUAAACUUAACUCAUACCGAUACCGAUUUUUGAUCUGGCCAUCAUUUUGCCUCAACUGAAAGCUCCGAUUGCCCGUACAACUUAUACAAAUUAUAUUUUUUUCUUAAACAAAAAGCUUAAAUAAAAUAAAACCUUAAACACGAUUGCCACAAAGGGCCCAGACGACUUAGGAAGGGCGAACCCCAAAGAAGCAAUUAAUUAAAAACAUAAAACUAACAUUAAAUUCAAAGAAGCUUAAAACGAAAUUUUAAAAACAAAAAUUAAAAAUAUAUGUAUACAUAUUAUAACUAUAAGAUUCAGUGUGAAAGUUAACAGCAUAAAUGUGAAGCA
Molecule: messenger RNA, 4125 nt
Organism: Drosophila bipectinata
Lineage: Eukaryota; Metazoa; Arthropoda; Insecta; Diptera; Drosophilidae
Gene: Nmdar1
Product: NMDA receptor 1
Biological process (GO): regulation of membrane potential; chemical synaptic transmission; ionotropic glutamate receptor signaling pathway
Cellular component (GO): synapse; neuron projection; NMDA selective glutamate receptor complex
Molecular function (GO): NMDA glutamate receptor activity
Source: RefSeq, a predicted model, not a curated record